Messenger RNA from Staurois parvus, 1033 nucleotides. The record is from the annotation of a GenBank genome assembly. NCBI's taxonomy places the organism in Eukaryota, Metazoa, Chordata, Amphibia, Anura, Ranidae.
AUGUUCUGCGAUGGUGGUUCGGCAAGCCAAGAUCAACGUGUUGCUGACCCCAGGUUGAGCACUCCUGCACUAGAAAAAGAAUCCACAGGCGAAAAGCCACAUCGCUGUCAUCUGUGUCCCUUCGCAUCUGCCUAUGAGCGCCACUUAGAGGCUCACAUGCGCUCUCAUACCGGAGAAAAACCUUACAAGUGCGAGUUAUGUUCUUUCCGCUGCAGUGACCGUAGCAACCUUUCCCAUCACCGGCGCCGCAAGCACAAGAUGCUCCCGAUUAAAGGCACGCGUCCAUCUCUUGGAAACAAGAAAAUGUGGGGGGUCCUUCAAAAGAAGGUCAGCAGCCUGGGGUACAGUCGCAGAAUGCUAAUCAACCUGAGUCCACCAUCCAUGGUGGUGCACAAGCCUGACUAUUUGAGUGACUUCUCUCAUGAGAUCCCCAGCAUUCAGAGUGAAGCCUAUGAGACUCUGGCCAAGACUUCUCAUACGGGAGGACUGUCUAGGGACCCACAGGAACUCAUGGUGGACAAUCCUUUAAAUCAGCUGUCCACAUUGGCUGGACAGCUUUCCAGCUUACCGCCAGACACUCAGAAACCCCGCCUCUCCCGAUCCAGGUCCUUGCCCAGAUGAGAAACCCUUUAUGAUCCAACAGCCUCCAGCACCAGCCUGCGCUUCUGCAGUAUCAACCAGUGUUCCUCAGAGCUCCUCCCCAGCCAGCCCUGAAGUCCGUGCCACCCACAAUCACAGGAACUGUAGUCCCAUGGCCGGGCCAAGUAGCGAACGUAGUGGGCGAACCAGCACUCCCAGCAUCAGCAACAGUCAGCCUAGUACACCUGCCCCUGCUCUCCCGGUUCAGGACCCUCAACUUCUUCAUCACUGCCAGCACUGUGACAUGUACUUUGCAGACAAUAUACUGUACACAAUCCACAUGGGUUGCCACGGUUUUGAAAAUCCUUUCCAAUGCAACAUAUGUGGCUGCAAAUGCAAAAACAAGUAUGACUUUGCUUGCCACUUUGCUCGAGGCCAGCACAGCCAAAACUGA